AUAGAAGAAUAGAAGACAGAAUUCCAAUCCAUUAAUUAUUUAAGUCUUACUCUGGUUCUCCAAGACAUGCAGUUAGACUAUCAUUCACAUAUGUAUCACAGCAUAGAUCAUUAUUGGAUAUUUGUUCUUCUGUUGGAUUUCUGCGUCUGUAACUGUUUAUGAAGAACAACAUGUGUGAUUUCCUUUUGCCGUAUCUCAGGAUGAAUUGUUUCUGUUGCAUUCAUUGAAACAUGUCUAAAUCUUAACCAGGCCUAGCUAGGAAAAUCUGAAUAAAUGGAAUUGGAUUAAAACUUGUAAAAUGUUUGAGAGGAAGGAAUAUGAGAUAAAAGAAUAGCACUUAAAAGUGGAUAACACUUGACUAAGGAUGGAUAAAAAUUAAGAUUCAAACCCUGGAUUAAAUAGAAAAUGAUUUCCAUUUCCCAAGAAGGAUGAAGAAUGGGGAUUAAAGUAUUACACAAUUAAUUCAUUGAAGAGAUUCUUUAUGUGUCUAUUCAUGAAAAUAUCCUAUUAGAGACAAGGAUUAUAAUUAAAUAAAGCCAUAGAAAUGGAAGUGUUUUAUUCUGGCAUGUCAACAAUAAAUGAAAAUUAAUAUUUAAUACGAGAGAGGAAAUCAAGAUAAAAACAUGCAAGUUGUGUAUGCCAGUCCUAGAGUAGGUGGUAAUAAUCGGGGGACAUCACCGAUGCCAUCCCCUCGCCUACAUCCCCGUAAUCUCUCCCCGAGGGAUCAUCAGAACCGAUCUCCAUUUGGCUCUCCCAGGACCCCUAGGAGCCCAAGGAUGUUUAGGGGAUAUAGUAAACCCAUUAUGCCUGGUUAUAAAAACCCAACUCAACCAGCUGUGACAGUACAUAAAACAUCAGAAACACAACAGCAACAUGAUGAUGGGGGAUAUAAUCUCAAAGACUCAAUCCCAGCUCUGAGGAAACCCGUGGCAUAUAUCUGCCUUAUAUGUAAUAUUCUAGUCCCAGGAUUAGGGACUUUCUUGGCGGGCCUGACAGUGCUCUGUGGGAGCCCUAUCAGGCAGAAACAUACAGACAAAGUGAACGCAGUGUGGAUGAAUACAUGGAUAGCAUUAUUACAGCUCUUUACUACAGUUAUAUUCCUACUUGGAUGGAUGUGGAGCAUCAUGUGGGGAUGCAACUUUGUUACAAUAUCAAAUGAGUAUUACAGCAAAAGAAAAAAUUACAAAACAGAGACUCCUGAAAACGAUGCCAAUUCUUCCAAUAUUGCAGUGCUACAAUCUGGUAGUGAUUCCACGAACAAUCUUAUCAAUCAAAACCAAGUUGUGAACAACACAAACACCGAAUCAGCCACCAUAGAGCAACCUCCUCCAACUGAGGAUACAAGAAAUCAACAUCCCAUAAUAGUUUUACAAGAGGCCCCCGCAGUGAAUAACACUCAUGACACACCACCUAGAAAUUUAAAUCCAAAUAAUCCAAGACAUCAGCGUGUGCUGAGGAGGCAGCUAUCAAGAGGAGAAAUACCUCCUCAAGUGUUUUCUCCGGAGAGAAUUGAACAAAUUGUGAUUCAUAAUGCGCCACUUUAUGAACAGGAACUGCCAUUUGCGGGAUCUUUACUUCAAGAGCCAAGUUCAUCUCACCUGACCUCGAAAACGUAGCAGUUUAAAACAUAGCACCUGAUAAACAAAUACUCCACAGGAAAAUCUGUCUAAGCUAAUUACCUUUAAGACGAAAUUGUUCCGCUUAAGAUUGAUCAUCAAAGGGGCUGUUACAUGAAACCAUGAUAAUGGUUAAUGCCAAGUGUUAAUGCUUAAAAUGCUGUUUGUUCUUCUUUCAGGAUUGGUUGGCUUUUCAUGUUUUACAGCAGCAUUUUAGAAUAUACCACUCCAGUAAAUCAUGUCACCUUAUAAAACUGAUAUGAAGGAAUUUAUACAAAGGAAUUUUACAAAGGGGAUUUUGUGAAAAACUUUGUUUGAAACAAUCAUUGCCUUCGGGAAUUAUCCCUGUUUCUUUGAUAUAGCAAUGGAAGACAUGAUUUACUUGAAAUAUCUAUUAUUGACAUGUAAAUGGGUAACACAUGAACUUUUCAUGCUAUAUUUGUUAAGAAUGCAGAUAUUGCCAAAAGAUAAAUAGAGGUUAUCCUCUGAUUUAUGAGUGAUAUGA
Owenia fusiformis is the source of this 2121-nucleotide messenger RNA. The record is from the annotation of a GenBank genome assembly. NCBI's taxonomy places the organism in Eukaryota, Metazoa, Annelida, Polychaeta, Sabellida, Oweniidae.